Messenger RNA from Lodderomyces pseudojiufengensis, 2310 nucleotides. RefSeq names its product Vid27p (gene VID27). Gene Ontology annotation, cellular component: cytoplasm; nucleus. Bases 1 to 2310 code for a protein of 769 amino acids. The transcript has a single exon. NCBI's taxonomy places the organism in Eukaryota, Fungi, Ascomycota, Pichiomycetes, Serinales, Debaryomycetaceae. Gene Ontology annotation, molecular function: protein binding. The record is from RefSeq and is a predicted model, not a curated record.
AUGAAUUUCAUCAAGAAAUUCAUUGGUGCCUCAUCAACAGAUGAAGUAGCAUCAAUAACUUCAGGUAAACUUUAUCUUACAAGAUCAAAAACUUCACCAAAAGGAGCAAUUGAAUGUUUAUAUAAUGAUGCAUAUGCACUGAUAAAACAAACAACAAAUCCAUUUUUUUAUCAAUUAUGUAUAACAAAAGUUUAUCAAGAAGGAGAAAAUGAAUUUCGUAGUAAUUCAGGUUUUAAUUAUUCAGAUGAUGAAGAUGAAGAUUAUGAAGAAACUGAUGGAAAUUCUUCAAUUGUAAGAACUUCAAGUUUUAUUCAAAAGGAUUCAAAACAAAACACUAAAGAUGAAUGGAUUUUUCCAAUAAAUGAAGAAUUAAAAAUUUUUAAAAAAAUUGAAAAUAAUAAUAAAAGAUCUAUUGCUUGGAAAGAUCUUAAUGGAGAUUUAGGUGAUAAAUUUGAAUUUGUUUUAGAUGAUGAAAUUAGAAAUAAUGAUUUUGAUUCUUUUAUGAUGACUAUUUAUAAAUGUUUAUAUGAAGAAAAAUAUCAUGAAAGCUCAAUAAGUGUGAAUAGUUUGGAUCAAUUGAAAGAAUUUAUUUAUAAUCCUAAACUGGAAUUGUUAAAUUUUGAAGAUUUAGAAUAUGAUGAAGAUGAAGAUGAUGAACUGGAUACUACUGAAGAUUAUGGAGAUGCACAAGAAAGAGAAUCACCAAAAUUGUUUGUAAGUGAUGAUGAAGAAGAGGAUCCACAUCCAAAGGGAGAAGUUGUGUAUGCUAGUAAAAAAUUCGCUUUACAUUUAUAUGAUUCAACUACUGGUUCAUUUUUAUUAAAGAGCUCCACAAAUGAAUUAGAAAUAAUUGAUUUAGGUAAUUGGGAAUUUACUUUAUUUAUAAUUGGAGAAAAAAUUAAAAUCAACUCAAGCUUAACUAAAAAUAUGAAUCCAACUUUCAAUUAUGAACAUUUAUCAUUUAUUUUUAAUCACUACCUCAUAAAUAAAGAUCAAGUUAUUGCUAAUUCAUGGCUACUUAAAUUUAAUAAUUUUAAUGAUUUAAAUGAAUUUCAAAAUAAAUUUUUAGCAUCAAUGUAUGAAAGUUUAAAUAAGAAGAAGUUUGGAAUUGAAAAAGGUGAUGAUGAUUAUUUUGUAGAUGCUUUUUCAUCAUUAGAGUUAAAUGAAGAAGAGGUUAGUGAACCAGAAGAUUCAGAAUCAGAUGAAGAUGUUGAAAAUUCCACAAAAGAAUUCUCAGAUAAAAAAGAUAAAAAUACUUACCUCAGUGUCGGUUAUAAAGAUAGAGCCUACGUCUCCAGAGGUGAUAAAAUUGGAGUCUUCUCUCAAGAUGAUAAAUCAUUAAAAUAUCAAACUACAAUAAACAACAUAACAGACCUAAAAGGAAAAAAAUUUAAUCCUGAAAAAAUGUUAUUACAUCAAGAAGAUCUGAAUUUAGUUAUGUAUAAUCCAGAAUUUAAUAAUAAAUCACUUUAUAAAUUAGAUUUAAAUCGGGGUAAAAUAGUUGAAGAAUGGAAAAUUUCAGAAACUAUUCCAUUAAAAAAUUAUGCUCCAAGUGAAAAAUUUGCUCCUUUAACUAAUCAACAAACAUUAACUGGUAUUUCAUCAAAUGGUUUAUUUACUAUAGAUCCAAGAUUAUCAGGAUCAAAAUUAGUUAAUGAUCAAACUCAUAAAUGUUAUAAAACUAAUAAUAAUCAAUUUCAAACUUUAGCAACAACAGAUCAAGGUCAUAUUGCUUUAGGAAGUGGAAAGGGAGAUAUAAGAUUAUUUGAUAGAUUAGGUGUAAAUGCAAAAACUGCAUUACCUUCAUUAGGUGAUCCAAUAUUAGGUAUUGAUGUUUCAAAAGAUGGAAGAUGGAUUUUAGCAACUUGUAAAACUUAUAUUUUAUUAAUUGAUACAAAUAUAACUGGAAAUCAAAAAAAUUCAGGAAAAACUGGUUUUACUGCAUUUUUUGAUAAAGAUAAAAAACCAAUACCAAGAAGACUUUGUUUAUUACCAGAACAUGAAGCAUUUAUAAAAAAUAAUAAUCCCAAAAAUGAUUUUAAUUUUUCAUCUGCUUAUUUUAAUACAGGAGUCAACCAAAAGGAAACAAGUAUUAUUUCAUCAGUUGAUAAUUAUAUUGUUACUUGGUCAUUAUCAAAAAUUCUUAAAAAUGAUCCUUCUCCAUAUCAAGUUAAAAAUUAUAAACAAAAUAUUGUUGCAGAUAAUUUUAAAUUUGGUUCAAAUAAUAGAUUAAUUAUAUCAUUACCAGAUGAUGUUAAUAUGAUUAAAAAGAGUAGUUUAAAUAAUCCAAUAAAAGAAUUUCAUCAUUAA